This is a messenger RNA of Moneuplotes crassus, 3013 nucleotides long. Lineage: Eukaryota; Ciliophora; Spirotrichea; Euplotida; Euplotidae. The record is from the annotation of a GenBank genome assembly.
UGAGAUUAUUAAUAAUAUUAAAAUGCAUCGUGUCAUUCUUCUGUUCUGAUCCAUUAUUGUGGUCACAGCCAACGUAUGUGAAAAUGAGUUGCUAGCACUAGGGUCACCUCUCGUUGGAAGUUUUGGGAUGCCCGGAGAUAAUGAAGUCUACUUUUUGGAUAUAUUUGAAGACCAACAGAAGGAUUUACUCUAUUUUGUUGGGUAUUUUACGACAGCAAUCCCAUGGACAACAAUUAUCUAUAAAUCAGAUCUUGAUUUGGGAAAAAUUAAAGUCAUGACUUAUGAUAUUUAUAGCAUAUACAGCUCUCUUGCCUUUGACUCAAGUAAAGACUUGAUCUACAUCAUGGAUAUCACGACUGACAAGAUAUUUCAGAUUCGGACUACAGACCUGAUGAUCUCAAAAGAGUUAUCUAUUAGUACUUCCUCAUUCAAUUGGAACUCAAACAUGGAAAUAAACAAGAGCUUAUAUUUUAGUGUUAAAAUAAGCUCAGUUUUGCAUACAUGCAGGUGGGAUACUUUGAGUACUAAUCUCGGCUGAUUUACAUUUGGUGUUGACAGCCCGACUAACUUAGUACCAAUCAGUGAAGACAUUUUGUUCUUUGGGUCUAUUGAUACUUCUGCUGAUCAAUACUAUUUGGUAAAUUACAACUUCUCAGAUCCCUCAAAUCUGGUCUGGAAGAAGAGUAUUGCUUGCCCAACUUCAGGGUGAGAAAGUAAAAUCAGCAGUGCAAUUCUUAGCCAAGAUAAAGAAUGGAUUUACACGAUGAUUUUAUUUGAUAAACACUAUAUCUUCCACAAAAUUUGAGUAAGUGACGGAACUCCUGAAAAUAGUGGAUUUAUUUGGAACAAAAAUGGAUACUAUCUGAGCUAUUCAAUUAAAGAGUAUUCUGAAUUUAUUGCCAUUCAGCUAGAGUUCAUCGAUCCUGUUUCAUAUAAUAGAUUAAUUUUAAUAAACUUAUCAAACACAGAGAUUCUGAAAGAAUACAAAUUUGUGGAUUCAAAAUCUUAUGCUCUUGGAAGACUAUUAUAUCAAGGACAGGAGUUGAUGUAUCAAUCUGGAAGGAUCAACACUAAUUUUACUUUCUUCUUCGCGAGGUCUCCCAUUAGCAACAUUGACCAGCUCCAACAAGUUGAAGAAGAUACUCCUGUGUUUAGUCCAAUUACCUCCGCUUACCAAGUAUCCUCAACAGCAUCAACCCCAAGCAUUUCACCUACUACCAAAAACCUCAUAAUCUCAACUUCAUCGCCAAUCUCUCCCAAUGAAAUCACCUCAACGACCAGUCCUUCGAUCACCACUCAUGUUGCUCUGUGGAAUACGGAUCACGUCCAAUUUGUUCAGAGCAACACCUCUGUCCAAUUGUACUUUGCUUGGGCCUGAUCUAAGGCUGUAAACUACACUACAAUCAAGUUUAGUUUGGCUCAGACAGGGUCGAGUGUCAUACCGGAAUGGGUACAGUUGGAGCCAAAGAAGCGAGAGAUGCAUCUGAGGGAUAUUCCUAAGUUAGAACAGAAAACCACCUUCAACUUCUCCCUACAGAUUGCUUUUGGUAGUGAAGUUUAUUACAAGAAAUUUGAAAUUAUUGUUGAAGAGUGAAUUAUUAAGAACUGUGAUGUCUGAAAACUUGGAAACUCAAGUUUGUGAGAGACUUGAAGCAGUGGGUAUCAAGGUUCUAAUGGAAACCAGACUUGUAUCAAGAUUCCUGCAAUAGCUGGAACAACUGAGGCUACCACUAUCCUCAUUGCGUCGAGUGUUGUAUUUGCAAGUGCUUCGUCUAUUCUUUCACUAUCUUCAGUGAAUUCAAUAUUUAGCAUAAUGAACAGCCUACAAUUGGCAAUACUCCUGCCUAUGAUUCCAGAUUACUUUUCACCUAAAGUCCUAGCAUUCUUAAAUGAAAUGAGGUUUACAGUGCUGUCGUUUGACUUUAUCAAAUUCAAAGAUAUUCCAUUUGUGGAAGCCUUAUCAGACUGGGUUUCAUACCCUCAAUCUAACGAAUACCUAAACAGCCUCGGAAUGAGAUCUGGGAGUUCAGUUAUCAACUAUUUAUCACUAUUGGUUAUUAUUAUGCUUGUUUGAGUCAUCCAUCUAGGAGUGCUCCUGUGAAAUAAGUGAGCAAAGCGUUCUAAGAACAAAAAGUUUCAAAGGUUUUCUAGAAAGCUAUUCAAGUUUUUCACCUUUAAUAUUUAUAUUAGAAUCUUCAUGCAAGCCUUUGUUUUUACAACUCUGUCCAUUUUCGCAGAGCUCUACGGUCUUAAUCUUGCUACAACUGUGACCAAAAUAUCUUUUGGGUUAUGAGUGGUAUUUUGAAUAUGCACAAGUGUAUUGUUUAUUCUUUCUUUCUACAUGUAUUAUAGGUCAUUUCCUCAGAUUAACAAAGCUAAGUAUUGGCCAUGAUUCGAGUAUUUUAAUGGAAUAAAGCCAACCACAUUUUCAAAGCUUUAUUCAUCUUUGUUCAUGCUGACAAGGCUAUUAUUGACUUCAUUUUUAAUCUUUGGGCAGUCUAUCCGUUCAUAUGAAAAAUCCAUAUAUUUCUAUUUGUUGAAUAUUGCGUAUGGAAUUUAUUUAAUUAUUGUCAGACCAUUUGAAAGUUCUCAAGACAAUCUCAUAGAGGGUAUAAAUCAGACUUUAUUCUGCUGCUUGACAGUUCCAUUAUCUUGGCUGAACACAGAGCAGGCCUGGACUCCAUUUUAUGAAAAGUUUUACACUACUAUAUUCGUAGCCUCUUCAGCUAUAGGAAGCAUAAUCUGCUUCGGAUUCCUCAUUAAAUCAAUCAUAGUCUAUAUUUACAAAAGAAAAAUGAAGAAAGCCCAACAAAAAAUAGCCCCAAAGGAGCCCUCCCAACACCAAAGAGUGACAUACAUCCAAGAAUUACAAAACUACAGACACCACCAAUCCCUUAUCCAGCCCUCCUUGAGCAUGAGCAGAAGUAAUGCUCCUAUAUUUCCUCACCAAGCCCCCAAAACCCCCGGCACAGAAUAUUGUACCCUCACAGAACUCCCAUGAGGAGGAAAUUAA